AUGGCGCGGGUGAGAGGUGAUGAGGUGACAACAAACUCGAUGAUGAUAAUAAGGAAGGUUAGGUUAUAUGGUAUGGUUACAAACGAUUAUAAACGACAAGAGAAGAAGAAUGAUGACGAGUGGGAGGGGAAAGGAAGGUGGUAUUUCGCCUUAUCCGGGAAUGUCGAGGAGAACGAGACGAAGCAAUGUACUACUACUACAUAUGUAUCAAAAGGUUUGACUGGCUCUGUGUCUGAUGCGGUGGUCAUUGGUCACGGCCCAAUUCAGAAGAUUUUUGCUGCAUCGCCAUAUCACCCCUUUCGUUUCAAUUGGCCAUUGUAA
Cercopithifilaria johnstoni is the source of this 321-nucleotide messenger RNA. The record is from the annotation of a GenBank genome assembly. Lineage: Eukaryota; Metazoa; Nematoda; Chromadorea; Rhabditida; Onchocercidae.